ACAAUAUAAUCGGAGACUACAAACAAUGGAUAGAAUAUCUUAAGAAUUUAAAUGAGUUUGAUAUGGUGAUAAAGGAACCUGAUUUAAAACAAGCAUUUGAAGCUAAAAAAAAUGAAUAUGAUAAACAAUUAAAAGAAGAUGAAAUUAUAUCUCUUAAGGAUCAGCUUAGUACCAAUCAAGAUAAAAUUAUUGAGUUAAAAAAUGAAAUAAGUAAAUUAACAGUUAAUUUCGAACAAAUAGAACUAGAUAAUGAGGAUUUGAAUAAUCAAGUAAACCGAAUGAAAAUUGAAAUCAAAUCAAAAAACAUUAAGAUUGAGAAAUUAGAACAAAAUUUAGAAAACAAACUAUUUGAAGAACAAGAAAAAAGCAAAAGACUUAACAAGGAAUGGGAAAAACUUGUUACUGAAAGCUAUGAACUUGAAAAAAAUAAGAAAUUGAUAUUAUUCAUUGAAAAGAAUUUUGAUGAAGACGACGAUUACGAAGAUGAGAGUGAAACAAAUAAAAAUGAUGAUGUAGAACAAUGGUAG
Racocetra persica is the source of this 527-nucleotide messenger RNA. Lineage: Eukaryota; Fungi; Glomeromycota; Glomeromycetes; Diversisporales; Gigasporaceae. The record is from the annotation of a GenBank genome assembly.